Theileria equi strain WA is the source of this 1638-nucleotide messenger RNA. RefSeq lists its product as hypothetical. Bases 1 to 1638 code for a protein of 545 amino acids. The transcript is spliced from 4 exons. Lineage: Eukaryota; Apicomplexa; Aconoidasida; Piroplasmida; Theileriidae. The record is from RefSeq and is a predicted model, not a curated record.
AUGGCUCCAGAGUUGACACCUUUCAACUAUAAGUAUAAUUACAAAAUAUUUGAUUCGAGUAUUGAAGAUAAAAACGAUGCUGAAUAUGCAGAAGUUAGAGUAUACCUGGACUACGCGACAAAUACUACGGAAAACCUUAUAAAGCUCAGCAAUAACAUACUAUCGCAAAAUAUUAAAGAUCCUUCCAUACAAACUUUUCUCAAAUCCUUCGUUUGCUUAGCAUUUCCUCCUUAUAGCCCUUAUAUACACUAUGAAGAGAUAUUUAUAGAAAGUCCGUUACAUACCAGUGUGAACACGGUAUCGAGGAAUGUAUUUACUAUUUUUCUAAAUGCUGCAAAAUGUGCUAGCAACGAUACCCUUUCCAAGUUAGGUCUAAACGACGCCAAGUAUAUGCUUAAUUUUUUUAAUAUGUAUGGGAGGAACAAUGAUAAGUUUUCAAGGGAGAUUUUAAAGACUUGCAAAAUGUUAAAUGGCAACUUUAUGGAUGACAUGGUAUCAAUAGUUCAAACGAUUUCUCAGAUUAUAAGCUCAGAAUUUGACAUUUUGAGGUCUUUGACAGAUUCAUUUGUGGAUGGAAAAACUAGGUACCAUUCAUCAUUGUUUUCUGAGCACCCUAUGCUUUGUGAUCGCUCGGUAUCUGCAGAUAGUUAUAACAAACUGUUCGUAAAUAUGGAACACAAGCUUUUGGAUCUUCUCUCUCACCUUGAAACUAUUUUGAGAUUUCUAUCAGAAAGCCAUUACUCUGCAGCGUUGGAAACUUAUGUUGAUACCCCUUAUGGCAAGAGCAAAAUUGAACACGCCUUUACCAACCUUUACUACUUUUUCAUCUACUUACACCAACUUUUGGUAGAAACAAAAAGACCUCUUUAUGAUAUCACAAAAUUUGAUAAGGAAUAUGCACGAAAAUUCCAGAUAUGUAUUUACUAUCGCUGUAGAAUAAUGCUCUUAAGGAUUCUUCUCUCUAUUGUCAAGUAUAACAUUGCAUUAUAUCCAAGCGAGUCCGCAGAUUAUUGCCUAAAUUGGCUAAUUAUUUUUAUUAAGAUGGGAGGAAAUAACUAUACAAUAAAUAGGGAUCUAAUUGUAGAUGAUUUUAAUGAUGUAAAUUUUCCCGCAUAUGUAGAUGAUUGGCAAGCUAUUAAUAAGAAUUGGAUUCCAUCUGAGAUAUCCCAAAUGAAGGGUCUCGUAACAGUCAAGUCUAACGAUAAAAACUUGGAUCCAAACGUUGUUAAGGUGAAGGAAAUAACCAGGAUAGAUGAUGAACAGACUAUAAUAGACUGUUUGAACAAACAUCAACAUGAUGUAGAUGCAGCCAUUAUAGACUUAAUCGACAACUACUCAGAAGUCAGUAAUACGAACGAUGCGCACGCGGGAUCAAACAGAAGAACGACAAAUUUACCUUCAUUAUCCUAUUUACCAAAGGAAAACAGAAAGGCAGUCAUGAAUUACUGGGACUUUAUCAACCAGCCUGAGAUGUAUGACGAUGACAACGAUGACUCCGUUCCAUUUAAUGUAAAUUUAAAGGUUCAAAGUUCUGAACCAUCCGAAGCUGGAGAAGAGAAGCCGAAAACCAAACGGUUUUACAGAAAUAAACAGAAUCACAAAGCUCAUUAUGGAAACCAUCAUAGACGAGAUAGGUAA